AUGGCUGCUGUUCAGCAGCUGCUGGCGAGCCCGUCGCCCACUCCCGCACCUAUAUCGUCACAGCACAUCAACAACGGUUCGGCCGCCGCCAACAUGGAGGAGCCUGGCACCGCCGACCAUGACCCGGUCGUGAUUGACAGCGGGCUGAUGAAGGGCGCGCCACAGCCGGGAGACUCUCGAAUAGUGGUCAUUGUCUACGGGCAGGGACAGGAGCAUGUUGUAUCCGUAUUCGCCGAAGUACUGGGCAAGCCGGUUAAAAUAAAGCGACACUUCAGAGACGUCGACCACGACGACGAGGGAUUCGUGAUUGGCCUUGCGCUCGACGAGGCCCAGCGGGACGUGGAGGACAGAGACCAACAGCUGCUCGUAGCCAUCAAUGCUCACUGCCUGAUGGCCAAGCCAAGGACCUUUUUCAUCUCCACCACGUUUCCCGACGUCCGGGCGGCUCUUCCGAACCUGGACAUUCUCACCGUCGGAGCGGAUGCGGUCGAGAUCCGCGUCGACCUCCUCCGCGAACCCCGGGCCGACGGCACCUUUUCCGACAUUCCGAGUCUGAGCUACGUCGGGCAGCAGGUGAUGCUGCUGCGCCAGAGGACGGAGCUGCCCAUCAUCUUCACCACCAGAUGCACGCAAGAGAAUGGAAGAUUUCCCAUGGACAAGCCCGACUUGUACUAUGAAUAUCUGUACCGCGCGAUCCAGUGGGGGGUCGAAUACAUCGACGUCGAGCUGUGGCUGCCGGAACGCAUUCGAAAGAAGCUAUACGAGAAGAGAGGCAACUCGCGCAUCAUGUCCGCCUUUCACGACUUUUCGGGGACUUUCAAGUGGCCGUCACAGUACGCCGAAGACGUGUUUGCCAGGUCGAAGCAGUAUGCCGACAUUGUCAAGAUGAUUGCCAUCAUCAACGACCACAACGAGAACUUUGAGCUCGAGUACUUCCGCUCAAAGAUACGGGCCCAGUACCCCGAUGGGCCACCGCUGUCGGCCGUCAACAUGGGCGAGAUUGGCCAAUUCUCGAGAACGCUCAACACGGUCUUUUCGCCCAUCACCCAUCCUCUCUUGCCCAUCAUUGCUGCUCCCGGCCAGAUGAGCACGGCCGAGAUCAACGCCGCUCUGGCACUCCUCGGCCAGCUCCCCAAGAAGUACUUUUACGGCAUCAGCAGCGCCGCUGCUCGGACCAUCGCGCCGCGGGCUCCCUUUUACGAAAAGUGCUUCAACGAGCUAGGCCUGCCGCAUCAGUUUGCCGUCGUGGAGCGCCAGCACAACAACCCGGCGGGCAUCCAAGCGUGGUGCAACCAGAAAGACUUUGGAGGCGCCUACCUCGACCCGGGCCUGUCCUACCAGACCAUCAUGAAGCACAACCCGUGGUUCUCGACGCUGCGAAACGGCCAGGGCCCGACACUGUCCGAGGCCGCUCAGGGAAUCGGCAUCAUUGACACCAUCGUUGUCAAGUCCGCAUCGUCGUCAUCGGCAUCAGGCUCAGGAGGAUCGACGUCGACGCCGCCAUCGCAGUACGCCAGCGGCACUCUGCCACCGGGAGGCCAGCCGGGCCUUGCCCCCAACACAUCGCUCAUCUUUGACAAUGCGAGCUGGAGGGGCAUCUUGUCCACACUGACCCGUGACUUGGCACCCUCUGCGUACUUUGGCCGAACCGCGGUUGUGCUGGCGUUGACUGCCGACGACGCCGCGCCUGUCUUCUUCGCAUUGAAGGCGCUCAAGAUUGCAAAGAUAUACACUGUCGGCUUCAGGACACCGUCUGGGCUGGCCCGCAACGCGCCGCCCAUUGAGCAGUUUAUCAGCAUGGAGAGUCUUCAGCGCGCGCGAUCCGUGGCGGACAACCGCGCGCCUUUUGUGAUUAUCUCAGCCCUCGGCCGGGGCAAGAGCAACAUUGUCGGCAUGCUGCUGCGAGUCUUUGGAGAGGCCGGCCCGCCGGGGUCGUCAAACUCGAGGAAGGUCUUUUUGAACCUGGCCGAGGCGGCCUCGCAGCAAAAGAACGACCCAGUCGCGGUGGCCGAGCAGAGCGGGUUCACCGCAUACGACGCUGCGGACGUGGCGGCUUUUACGACGGUCGAGAGCCUACGGUUGCUGGUCGGCCAAAACGUGCCGUACAGCUUCGUGCGGCUGGCCAGCGGCAAUUUAUUCUGA
Molecule: messenger RNA, 2142 nt
Organism: Trichoderma reesei QM6a
Lineage: Eukaryota; Fungi; Ascomycota; Sordariomycetes; Hypocreales; Hypocreaceae
Product: type I 3-dehydrogenase-like protein
Exons: 2
Coding region: 1-2142 (713 amino acids)
Molecular function (GO): 3-dehydroquinate dehydratase activity
Source: RefSeq, a predicted model, not a curated record